This is a messenger RNA of Sarcophilus harrisii (Tasmanian devil), 3169 nucleotides long. It is a transcript of the gene POC1B, whose product is annotated as POC1 centriolar protein B. The coding region runs from base 110 to 1555 and encodes 481 amino acids. Gene Ontology annotation, cellular component: centriole; ciliary basal body. Gene Ontology annotation, biological process: cilium assembly. The record is from RefSeq and is a predicted model, not a curated record. The transcript is spliced from 12 exons. Lineage: Eukaryota; Metazoa; Chordata; Mammalia; Dasyuromorphia; Dasyuridae. Gene Ontology annotation, molecular function: protein binding.
CAAACGGUUCCGGGCCCCGCACGGUCCCGCCCGCCGUGCCCGCCCCCCCUCCCCGCCCUCCCCCGCCCUCCCCUCCCCCCCCGCCCGGCGCUGCCGCUGCCGCGUCCCCAUGGCCUUCGCCCCGGAGGAUCCGAUUUUGGAGCGUUAUUUCAAAGGCCACAAAGCUGCGGUGACCAGUGUGGAUUUCAGCCCCAAUGCCAAACGACUUGCCAGUGCCUCUUGGGAUACCUUUCUCAUGCUAUGGGAUUUCAAGCCACAGCCCAAAGCUUUCCGCUAUGUGGGUCACAAGGAUGUUGUGACCAGUGUACAGUUUUCUCCACUUGGAAACUUAGUGGCAUCUGCCUCACGAGACAGGACUGUUAGAUUAUGGAUUCCUGAUAGGAAAGGGAAAUCUUCUGAAUUCAAAGCACAUACUGCCCCUGUUCGAAGUGUAGAUUUCUCCUGUGAUGGCCAGUUUCUCGCUACAGCUUCUGAGGACAAAUCCAUCAAAGUUUGGAAUAUGUAUCGGCAGCGCUUCCUGUAUUCCUUGUACCGGCAUACCCACUGGGUAUGCUGCGCCAAAUUUUCAGCUGAUGGAAGACUAAUAGUAUCAUGUAGUGAGGAUAAGACUGUUAAAAUCUGGGAUACAACAAAUAAACUGUGCAUUAAUAGCUUUACAGACUCUGAAGGGUUUGCGAACUUUGUGUCUUUUAACCCCAGUGGUACGUGCAUAGCUUCAGCAGGUUCUGAUCAUACAGUGAAACUCUGGGAUAUAAGAGUAAACAAGUUACUUCAGAAUUACCAAGUUCACAGUGGUGGAGUCAACUGUUUGUCAUUCCAUCCUUCGGGUAAUUAUCUCAUCACUGCCUCAUCUGAUGGCACCCUUAAGAUCUUGGAUCUAGUAGAAGGAAGACUCAUAUAUACGCUUCAAGGACACACGGGACCCGUCUUUGCUGUUUCCUUUUCAAAAGGUGGCCAACAGUUCACAUCUGGAGGUGCUGAUGCUCAGAUUUUAUUGUGGAAGACAAAUUUUGAUGAAAUGAAUUAUAAAGAUCUUCUGAAAAAAAACAUCAAACGAUUACAUUUUGACGCCCCACCUCAUCUUCUUGAUAUUUACCCAAGAACUUCUCAUCACCAUGAAAGAAAACCUGAUUCAAUUGAGAUUAAUCCCAAGCUUGAAGUGAUGAAUUUACAGACCUCUGACCCCCUGGUUGUAGAUAUUCUUUCAUCUGAAUCUCCAAAUACAACGGGAAUCCUGGCUGCUAAUGAAACUCCUCCUGAUGAUAGCAGCCCCCACUUCCUGAAUCCUGCAUUAGCCCCUUCUUCAACGGCAAGCUCCACAGUAAGCCUGGAGAAGAAACCGGAAGACAAGGGAGACAGCCCUUUCACUACUGCUGAGGGCCAGAAGAGCAUCCCAUUGGCUGUGACUGAUGCCUUGGAACACAUCAUGGAACAGCUGAACGUCUUAACCCAGACCGUAUCUAUUCUGGAACAGCGACUAACAUUGACAGAGGAUAAAUUGAAAGACUGCCUAGAAAAUCAACAGAAGAUUUUUAACAGAGAACAGAGAAGUUGAAGAGAAAGUUUAAAUAGACUGAAUACCAACAAAUGCCUGUUUAUAGGAUCUUAGAAAGGUAAUAGGAGACACUUCUUGUACUUCAACAACAAGCAGACCAUUACAGCAUUUCUUAAGUCUGAGCACCAGAGCAAAAUCAAAUAAAAAAAACCCAAAAACUCACAUACAAGGACUAAAGUAAACAUUUACAGGGAUGGAAGUCAAGACCAAUUGAAAAUAAUGUCAUUUGGAAUUUUUUAUUUCUACUUAGUUAUAUAGUUGUAGUUUCUCUGUGGUGUGUGUAAGUGGAUAUGAAUUUCCCCCUGUAGUAAUCAAAAUGACAGUUCUCAUUUAGUGGCUUAAUCCUGCCAAGUUAAGAGCCCACUCUCUGAAUGUAAUUAGUCACAUCACAUCAGAUUUAACUCCUUUAAGCAUUGAAUGGGGUUCUUUAGAGAGCAGAGCUCACUAAAGGAUUUAUAUCAGCCUCCACAAAUACUUUAACAAAUCCAGGGAGUAGGUUACUUACCUGACCACUCUCCAUUCCAUUGAGACUUUUACUAAAAAAUAAAGCUUCCUUUCUUAAUAAUGCCUUGAAAAAAAACAAUCUAAAAAGAAUAAGACCCCAAGAAUUUCCCCAACAAGGUAACAUACUAGAUGUAAACGUGACUUUUGACUAACAAAAUGAUGGGCAAUGUUUUUUUUUUUUUUUUUUUCAUUUGUUUUCCCCUGUCUUGCUGGCAGUCAGCUCCCUCCUUCCUAGGGGGAAUAGCUGUCAUUAAGGACAGUGAAUAGGUAUGGAAACAUGGAAGCACUUAAUUUCUUUCCUUUGAAUGAUGAAUACACUGCACCAAUGCCUGGAAGCAAGGGUUCUUAAAGAUUAUGUUAAUGUGAUUUCAGGCUGCUCUAGAGCCAAAAAGGAGCAAGAGGGAUAAAACACAUUGCAAUAUUACUGGUUGAGAAGGGUGAUUUCUGGCUACUGAAUAGUAAAGCCCUUUUUUUAAAAAAAAAAUUUUUUUAACCUGCCUCAUCAUCUAACAAUUUUGCCACAAAUGGUGGUUGAAAAACACAAUAAAAAUGAACUGAGCCUUACUAAAGAAUCUUCAUUUCAGAUUGAGUUUUGUUUUGUUUUAUCUUUUUUUUUUAAAACAAGGUUGAAGAUCAAAGUAAAGAAAACUAAGCAAAUUAUUGAAGCACAUGAGAUUUUUACAGUCAUAUAUUAGCUUGUGUAUUUGGUUACAGUUAUCUUAUGACUGUCGUUAACCAUAUGUAAUCUAUAAAUUCUAUUACUGGUAUCAAGAUCAAAGAGAACACUAAAGAAAAAAAUCAAUUCUUAUUUACAAUGUCUGCAGGUGACUAGGGAAAGGGAGCUAGAUUCUGUUUUUUAAAUGAAACCCUUCAUUGUGUGUGUAAAUGUAUACAUUUGAUAUUCUCACACCUUAAUUUUACUUUAUCUAUGAGGUCAGAAAUUACAUUUUUGGUCAUCUCUUCAUGGGGUAUAUGAGACAUGGUUUUUAGACAUUUCCAAAUGCUUACAAAGAUUUAAUGGCGUUUUUUAAAUAACUUUCCUGAGAAAACCAAAUCUCUGUUUACUUCUCCAUUCUGUUCUUCAAAUAAUAAAGACUAUUUCUAUAACAA